AGAGAGAGAAAGAGAGAGAGAGAGAGAGAGAGAGAGACGAAGUGAGACAGAGAGCGAAAGAGAGAGAAAGAGAGAGGGAGGCAGGAGGUGAGAUGGCGAAAGAGAAAAAGAAAGAGGGAGGGAGGGGAGAAGAGAAAGAGAGCAAACAUUUGAGGUGAUUGAUUAGGUUGAGUGAAAGUUCUUUGAACUAUCUUCUCUCUCAUAGUUCUUUCAUCUCUGCUUCUCUUUCUCUAUCUCUUUCUAUUUUAUUUCAUCAUCAUCAUCAACAUCAUCAUUCUCAUGAUAGGGUACAAUGAAAGGAUAUGGAUUAAGAUGAAUUUCUACCACCGAUGAGUCGAAGUGAAUCUAUGCCAGUUUAUGUUGUGUAGUUUGUUUUUUUCUUCUUCAUCACCAUCAGCAUCUUCAUCAAUUCUCUGAAAACAAUGUUUCUUCAGUAGAGAGAGAAGAUAAAAUUUUAUUCUAUUUGUUUUCCUUUUCACCAUUUUCUACCUUUUAUUGAUUGUUCGCAAUAUUUUCUAAUAUUUAUCAUCCAAACAAAUUAUUGUAAAUUAUUUAUUCUCCUUGACCAAUGUUACAUAAACACCUUGAUGACCAUCAACAGUUAUAAUAUCAACAACAACAAGUAAACAUCAUCAUCGUUAAUUUCAAGUAUCAACGACACUUUUAUGGUUAACACACUGUGGAUAUAAAUUGUUUCAAUUAAAUCGUUAUGACAACUAUCAGUAAUUUGUGUUUUGGUUAUUCAAUUGUUUAAGUUAAUUUUGUGCUUCUCAGAGAGAGUCAAUAAUCAUCCCUUAAUAUUAAAACAUCUCCAUUAAUUGUUAUCAUCAAAGUGAUUUAGUUUAUUUCGUCAAAUCAACUUUUCGCAUGUUUCAUUUGUUGGAUGAUUUCGUACGUUCAAAAAUCAAUGUUAUCGAACUAUCAACUUAAUUUAAUUACUUUUAACAUAACGGAUCUUAAAUUGUGUUUUAUAUCAUUAACAGUGAAUACAUAUUGAUCAAAUCCAUAAGGUUUACUACAAUAUCUUUAACUUUCGUUAAUCAACCAAUUGUUGAUCUUUAGUUAUUCGUAAUUAUCAAAAUUUAUCGACUUUUAUUUUUGUACAUUCACUUGGAUUUCAUCGUCAUUUAAAAAGAUAUUGAAUAAUUUAUGUAUAAAUUGUUAUUAACUUAUUGGUAACUUUAAAUUGUAACGAGAAUCAAAAUCAACUUAUCAUCACAAGAGGGAAUCAAAGUUUUCAAUCAUCAACAAAAUCAACAAAAAUUAUUUUGUGCAACAAACAAACAAACAAAUCAAAAUCAAAUCAGAAUACAAUAUAUAUAUAUCUCAUUCUAAGAAUUGCUAGAAAAUUGAUUGUUAUCAAAUAUUUACAGAGAAAUUUAUUAUAAAUAUAUUAUAUAUAUAAGUUAAUUAUCAACCUGGAAUUUGGUGGAAAAUGUGGAAUAAUAAAAUGCAUGGGGAAAUUCAAUUCACUCUUCCUGAGCUCAAGGAACUUUCAUCGACUGAUCUCAAAUUUCUGGAGGAAGGGUUGGACGGAGGGGCGACCGCUUUGUGCGACCUUGACACGCUAUUAGAUGGAUUUCAAGCAGAUAAUCUGCUAGAUAAUCCGGGUAGAAUAUUGGAUGUCGGUACUUCAGCACUUCCUCCUUCACCCGCUGAUUCCGGUGUAAGUGAUGUCGAUUCACAUCACAGUUGCAAUGAUGAUCAACACCAAUUAAGCCAACACUUUGGUCAACAUUACUUUUAUCCUUCUGGACCUGGUGGUCAUCAUUCAUCAAAUAACAACUCAACCAGUAAUCACAAUAAUAGUACCAAUUUAAACACCAACAGUAAUAAUUCAACAUCUUCAACCGCCUCAUCAACACCAUCAACCUCCCCAACAACAACAAAUCACCAUCAUCAUCAUCAUCAUCCUCAUCAACAUUCGCCUUCUCCUCAUCACCAUUCACCUCAUCAUCAUAAUGUUAAUAAUCAUCAUCACAAUAACCAUCACCAUUCUCACCACAAUCAUCAUUCACACCAUCGUUCAUCUUCAUCUUCAUCUUCAUCAUAUCUUUCAUCGCAUUCAAAUCAUUCACAAAGCGAGUUAACCCAUCAUCAAGGCAAUCAAGAUAUUACUGUUGGUUCAUCUGGAUUAGGCCUCGGUGUAGCUGAAGAUCUCUCCUAUCACAAUGCAUCGGCAUUGAUGAAGAAAAAGAAAGGACGAAAGCCUAAAGGUUCACCUGAAAGCCUCACUGGUCCCGGUCAAACUCCAGGAGUGGCCGGUGUAUGUCCGAGCUCAACAAAGAGAAAGUCUCGUGAAGGUUCAACUACUUUUCUUUGGGAAUUUUUACUAAAAUUAUUACAGGACAAAGAGUAUUGUCCAAGAUUCAUCAAAUGGACCAACAGAGAGAAAGGUAUAUUUAAAUUGGUUGAUUCAAAAGCCGUUUCUCGUCUAUGGGGUUUACAUAAAAACAAACCGGAUAUGAAUUACGAGACUAUGGGCAGAGCUCUCAGAUAUUACUAUCAGAGAGGAAUCUUAGCCAAAGUUGAUGGUCAACGUUUAGUUUACCAAUUUGUUGAUGUUCCCAAAGAUGUUGUUGAAAUAUCUCAAGAUCCAAAUAAUUUUUAUAAUAACAAAGACGAUUCCAGGAGUGGACUUCCAACUCCAGGCUGUUUGGAAUCUAUUUUACGUUCUGGGAACAUGGGAGGAUUUUGAACAUAUUAAUUGUUCGUAAAACAAAGCAGAUUAAAACGAACCAUUGACAAAAUCCCCAAACACACAACAAAGACUCGAUGUAUUAUUAUAAUUAUAAUUAUUAUUAUUAUUAUCAUCAUCAUUAUUAUUAUUAUUAAUAUUAUUAUUAUAUUAUUA
Panonychus citri (citrus red mite) is the source of this 2854-nucleotide messenger RNA. RefSeq names its product ecdysone-induced protein 74EF-like. The record is from RefSeq and is a predicted model, not a curated record. Gene Ontology annotation, biological process: regulation of transcription by RNA polymerase II; cell differentiation. Gene Ontology annotation, molecular function: sequence-specific DNA binding; DNA-binding transcription factor activity, RNA polymerase II-specific. Gene Ontology annotation, cellular component: nucleus. The transcript has 7 exons. NCBI's taxonomy places the organism in Eukaryota, Metazoa, Arthropoda, Arachnida, Trombidiformes, Tetranychidae. Bases 1436 to 2698 code for a protein of 420 amino acids.